AUGGUUUAUCUACCGCCCGACCAACAUGGCGAUUGCCUCAAAUGCUAUCUUGUCACUCCAUUCGCAGAUGACGAGCUGAAAGCUUUCAAGUCGGCCUUUGAGCGUGGCGCAUACUACAAAUCCGCCCCAAUGAUGCAAAUCAAAAUUAUGCACGCACCGGACGAUUAUCUAGGCAAAUCGCACCAAUACAUGCGCGCGAAAGAAACCGAAGCUGGCAACACGAAUCCAUUCAUCGUCGUUGACGAAGAAGCCAAGAGCAGACGCGCAGUCUGGUAUAUUGACCAGUUCGCUGAGGAAGACCAAGUCGAGGAUGGAACCGCUGAGAGCACGGAUGUUGUUAUGAAGAUCCUCAUUCAGACCCAGUGUUUGGGUAUCAACUAUAUCAACUACGCUAUUGCCAAUUCGAGCAUUGAGGAGGAUCUUGAUAACUGCUCAGUGGAAUUACCCCUCACCAACGACUUUUAUCAGCCCGACCCGCAAGAUUGCGGUGGUCCAGACUUUGAGUACAAGCAACCCCAGCAAGAUGUCUGGGUUAUUGCUGAGCCUGGGGAAUUCGAGGAGAGCACCGAUCCUGAGCUGUUGAAUGACUUCUCCCCUCAUCCGGAUAAGGUGGUUAGGCUGAAAGAGGAUGCUGCCGAGUCUGUUGGGCUAGUCAGCUCUUGGACGAUUUCAGGUGAUGCAAAGCCUAUUGAUUUGGCUGGAAAAGAGUUUCCCGAGGGGAGUGUUGUUUUACAGCAGAAGUAUAAGCCUGGCUUUCCAUGGCCAGCGGAUUCAUUGUAG
This is a messenger RNA of Fusarium fujikuroi IMI 58289, 780 nucleotides long. RefSeq lists its product as uncharacterized. The transcript has a single exon. The record is from RefSeq and is a predicted model, not a curated record. Lineage: Eukaryota; Fungi; Ascomycota; Sordariomycetes; Hypocreales; Nectriaceae. Bases 1 to 780 code for a protein of 259 amino acids.